Messenger RNA from Symbiodinium natans, 3651 nucleotides. NCBI's taxonomy places the organism in Eukaryota, Dinophyceae, Suessiales, Symbiodiniaceae. The record is from the annotation of a GenBank genome assembly.
AUGCACAUCGUCGCAGGCUGUGCCUCCGACCCGCACUCUGCCCAACACUGGGUGUCGACGCUCUUCCUCCGCUGCUGGGUGCCCGAGCUGUCCGAUGUUCCGCCGGAGUCCCCUCACGAAGAGGCCUUUCUGGAGUGGCUGGGUGUGGAGCAGCGCCUCUCCCAGCCCGAGCUCGUGGUCCAGCGGCUGAAGUUGAACUCGGCCUUCGCCCACCGCUUCCUCGAGGAGCUCCCGGAGCACCCAGAGGCUUGGGCUUCAGAGUGGCAAGGCAUCCAAGAGAAGCCUUGGCCCCGGCUGCGGCCGCUUCUGGACGUGUUCGGUCGUGGUGACGGUCAGGACCUACCCACAGGCCUAGAGUUCUUCCGGCAGCUGCGCAGGGCGGCCUUGGAGGGCUUUCUGCCACAUCGUGCUUAUGCCAGUCUGGCAGUUGCUGGAGAGGGCCAUGCUCCCAGGCGGAACUUGCUGAACCUCAUGGACAACGUGGACGCCGUCUGCACUGAGAUGUCUGAAAGGUUCAUCGAUGAGAUCAGCGAGAAGUCGCAGAAGUCUGAAGACCUUCGGCUGGAACUCCAGCGGCGGCUGCAGCUAUUGGAGUGGCUUGUCGAAACGUACAGGUUCGAUGAGAUCGCUUGUGAUCGAGACCGCUUGAAACAUCAGAUGGCCCGCAGCGAAGAUCGCACGCUGGUUGAGCUGCAAAGCUUGGUGCAAGGUGCCUGCGACGUCUUUGGGGGCUUCAACCAGCAGGACAACGGCCGGGAGACCUUCGACUUCUUGCAGCACUUCAUGCGGGCUGGCUCAGCCUUAGUGAACCCCUUGCUUCAACAUUUCGCCCAAGUCUUCGCCAGUGAGCACGGCCAGAUGCUCCUCGAGGAUGCCAGAUUGGAGUUUGAGGAUUUCGGUCAGGUCGUGCAGCUCUGCCACCAGGAGCUCCGCAAGCUGGCGCUGGGUCCGGACCGGAACGACGGAGCCGUGAACGCGGCUGUCUGGCAUCUGGUUGUCAGGGAGUUCAGGAAACCCGAGGUCACCAUGGAGAAGGAGAUCGACCUCCUCCUGGAGUUCUUUGGCCACCAAACAGAGAAGGAUGCCGGGAAGAAGGAAGGCGGCCUCUUGUCCAGUAUCCGAGGGGUCUUCCAGAAAGACAAGUCGAGGCUGGCAACGCGGCGUGAGCUCAUGAUGGAUGCCUUCGCAAGCCACGUGGCCUCUGGCUACAUCUCGGACGUGGAGCGCGCCUUGCAGUACAUGCGCCUGGAUUGGGCUGUGCAGUGCGGGACCUUCCGAGAGCUGAAGCGCCUGGCUGACCUGACCUUGUCGGGGGACACCGUGGACGUGGAGGCAGACGCCCAAAGGCUCCGUGAGUUUCGGGCCCUUGGGCUGGACUUCGAAGAUGCCCGGGACCUGCACUUCUUCCAGACCCUCUCUCAGAAGGUUUGCGUCUUCGAGUUCUUGGUGGAGCAGGGCUUCACGGGGCCCGACUACUGGCAGCAGUUUGAGCAAAGAGUGGGCAUCGUGCGCCAGUUCCUGGAGGAGGCGGCGCUCGUGCAGCUGCUGAGGGGCCUGGGCCGCUGUAAGCCCCGGCCACGCGUGGAGUCCUUUGCCAGCGUGGCAGCGCAGAUCCAGCUCAUCCGCGCCCUCUUCGCGAACGUGGACCGGCAAGGAGGGCAGGGUAGCGAGUUGCUACUCUGGUCCGUCGACCAGAUCCUCACCGGCCAACUUGUCUUGCAGGGCUACCAGGGUGAUUUCUACUGCUGGUACACGUACCGGGGUGCUGGCGUUGAGCGCCACGUGACGGUGUCCUCGACAAGCUUGAAGGAGUACUCCACGAGGAGCUUGAUGAGCCUGGAGGGCUUGAAGGAGCAGCCUGAGAAGUUUAGGUUGCUGCAACUGUUCCUCGAGCAGGUGCGGGCCAUUAUGGCCAACGACACCGGGCUGGCAGCCACCGCGGCUGCACUCCACAAGGAUGGACAUCCCAGGUUCCAGCAGAAUGUGGAGAUUUGCAUGAAAAGCAAUCUGAUAGUCGAGGCCCACCUGCAGCUGGAGAGCUUGAGCACUUGGAAACACGAGGUGCGUCACACCCUGGAAGCUGCUCCGCUUCUGGGGCUGGUGCCCCGGGGCCAGAUGCAUGCCUGGCUCGCGCAGGCGUACGCCGACGGCCUGACGGGUGAUAUGCUCAGCUCCGUGGUCGAAGGGCUGAGUGCCUGGAGCCCCUGCAGUCCUGAAGUCUUCGAGAGCAAGCUGUGGCCUUCAGGCAUUGGCAUCGGUGAGCCCCUGGAGGCAAGCGUGGCUUUGAUGGCCCUCCGCCUUUGCUGCGAGGAUCUUGCGGUGGAUCCCCAGCAAGCUCACCAGAGGCCGGGGCGCUUCCAGGUCCAGGCCAAAGACAGCGAGGAUGCCCUGAAGAAGGUGGCGCACCUCUUCUUGGCCUUGGAGGGUGGACCCAAGCGGCUCCCCCGACCAUCUGAGGUUCUCUUCUGCGACGACCGGGUUCCCGAGGCCGAGGUGGAGACGUUCUUGUGGAGAUCGCGGAGGUUUCCUCAGCUGCUCUUCGUUCUCGUGGAACCAAACCGUCUUUCGCCAGAUGGCAAGAAGCUGAUUGCCGAGUGGCUGGCGAGCGAGGAUCUCCAAGACCGCAGCUCUUCCAUGGGUGUGAUCCUGACUUCGCCCUGGUACAUCCCUGCCUCUGCGCAGGUGCGCGAGAUGCACGUGCGCCCAGAGCAAGCCGUGCAAAUUUGGCGAGAGCAGUGCCCUGCAGAGGUUUUGCUUUACCACACGGAGCUCCCAAAGGGCACUGGGCCUUCCUCGGGGAAGAGCACCUACAUCCGGCACCGGUGCAAGCAGAAUGAUGAGGAGGUCGUGAGCUGCAUCCUGCAUGAGGGUUUCCAGCUUAGCCAGUUUAUUGCAGAGGCACGCAAGCAGAUCAUCGACUGUGGCCUUGGGGGCCGCCACAUUGCCUUGCACAUCGAAGUGACUGCCUACAGCGACUGGGAACUCAGCAACGCCUUCCUGCGACAUCUGCUGCUGUGCCAGGUGCUCUACGAUGCCGGUUCUGGGCAAAUGGCUUCACUUCCGGAUGGCACCAGGAUCUAUGUGGAGGUUGGCGCCGUUGCUGGGAAGCGUGAUCUCCACGCCUUGAAGCCCUACGCCACGGAGGAGACGAUGCAAGCACGCUUCCCGCAACAGCACAAGAGCGGGAUGCAACUGACGCUGUCUCUUCUGUAUCCGAUUCUGGAGAUUGUGGGUCGAGACGUAUCUGGUGAGGUCCUGGGAUUCCCCCUCCAAGAGAGCGAGCGGCACUAUCGGUCCAACUUGCAUGGUGACGAGCAGUUGCACAUGCGCGUUGUCUGUGAUUCCUGUGGAGUGACACCGAUUCGAGGCCAGUGCUAUACUUGCCAGGUUUGCAACGACUUUGAUCUCUGCGCGGUGUGCUACGACAACAACGCCCACGACCACGAUCCAAGCCAUGGAUUCCGAGGGCGACAGGUGAGCGCACUUCCCUUCCGCUUGAUGCAGGCAUUCUUGCAGCCCCACCCGCUGGAUGACAGGCGACAGCUGCCACCCGGACUUGGAAUGGUUCAGCUAGGUUUUUCUGCCCUAGGGGCUUGUGGUGCUUUCGAGUCAGCAGCUAAAUCCCUACAGCGUGCAUGGACAGUUCUAUAA